Messenger RNA from Scylla paramamosain (green mud crab), 3174 nucleotides. RefSeq names its product endonuclease 8-like 1. The transcript has 6 exons. The record is from RefSeq and is a predicted model, not a curated record. Gene Ontology annotation, cellular component: nucleus. Gene Ontology annotation, molecular function: damaged DNA binding; DNA N-glycosylase activity; zinc ion binding. Gene Ontology annotation, biological process: base-excision repair. Bases 190 to 1650 code for a protein of 486 amino acids. NCBI's taxonomy places the organism in Eukaryota, Metazoa, Arthropoda, Malacostraca, Decapoda, Portunidae.
AAGUUCAACACCACCGGCACUUGUGUCCUGGUGAACCUGAGGACCCUGGAGUGCCAGCCGAUGGAGUUCUCAUUUGGCCUUCCUUCCCCGGCAGAAGAGAAAACACCAGAGGCAGAGGGGGAGGGGGAGAAGUAGGAAGGCUCGCGGCGGCGCUGUCAGAUUACACUCCAGCACACCACCACCACCACCAUGCCUGAGGGACCCGAGCUUCACCUGGCAGCCAGAUUCAUCACCACUAUCGGGCAGAGGACGCUGUUUGGUGGCCAGGUGGUCAAGUCAGCAGUGUCCACCAAAAACCCAGACGUGGCGUGGGACAGGGAGGUGUACAGGGUGCGGGCCUCCUCCAGGGGGAAGGAGCUGAAGGUGGUACUGACAGAGGGCGAGGAUGAGGUGAAGGGCGGCGAGACACUCAGUAUUCUCUUCCGCUUCGGCAUGUCCGGGAAUUUCAAGUACACGCCUGUCAGUGACCUUCCCAAACACGCCCAUUUACAGUUCUACACCAUCAAUGAACUGACUCCGAUGGUGCUGAGCUUUGUGGACUAUCGACGGUUUGGCCGGUGGGAGGUGGAGGGUGACUGGGGUGCAGACCGUGGCCCAGACCCCAUACGGGAGUACCAGGCGUUCAGGAGCAACGUGAUGGAGAACCUCAAGUCAUCGGCCUUCAACAGACCCAUCUGUGAAGCCAUGCUUAACCAGAAGUUUUUUAAUGGCAUUGGGAAUUAUCUGCGUGCUGAGAUUCUGUACAGGUGUGGUGUUCGUCCCUUUGAUGAGGCGCGGGAGGUCCUGAGUGAACUGAAGCCAUUUAGCAAGUGGUAUGAGAGUCAGGUGAAACAGGAGGAUGUCAAAGAGAAUAUAGUGAAGCAGGAGGAUGUCCAAAAGAUUGUGGUAAAACAGGAAGAUAACAAAGAGAGUAUAGUGAAGCAAGAGGAUGUCAAAGAGAAUAUAGUGAAGCAGGAGGAUGUCCAGAAGAUUGUGGUGAAGCAGCAAGGCAACAAGGAGAGUACAGUGAAGCUGGAGGGUGUGAAGAAGAGCAAAAUGAAGCCGGACCUUCUGGACCUGUGCCACAUCCUGCCAAAGGAGGUGGUCAACCUGGAGGGUGGAGGCAAGGGCUACAAUGUUGACCCCAGUGCAGAUGAAGAGGAGUAUGCUGCAUUUAGGGAGUGGCUGCAGUGUUACUAUCAGGAUGGCAUGAAAAACAUGGUGGACCACAAUGGCCGCACCAUGUGGUUCAGUGGGGAGCCGGGCCGCCUCAAGCCUAAGGAUGCAAGUUCAAGGAAUAAGAUUGUGAGGACAAAGAAGAUGCACAAGAAGCAAGAGAACAAGAGGGAAGCAGAGGAGCAGAACCCUGACUCUGGGUAUGAAGAAAACAACACCAAGACAAAGAAAAGACAUUCCAGAGCCAAAACAGACAGUGCUGUAGAGACAAAGAAAGCACCACCCAGGAAAACACCACCUAAGAAAACACCAGCUAAGAAAGCAAUGAAUAGCCAGACGGAAAAAACCACAAAGGGAGCAAAAAGAGUAAAACAAGUGAAGGUCAAGGAGGAAGAGACAGCCACACCCACUCUAGCUUCCAAGAUUAAAAUGAAGCUAGAGGAAGCCAACACCGUGCCAAGACGACGCUCAGUGAGACUCAGCCGUCACCAGUGAGCCUCAGUGGACCAGAGAAGUGAAGCUCAACUAGAUACUGUUCUGCUACCUCUGUUUUUUAUUCUUAAAGCUUAAGGUUAGUUCAGGAGUUGUAGUUUGUGUUCAUGUUCUCAUUGAAUUAGAAUCAUGCACCAGAGGUUUAGACUUACCUACGAUUACCUGUUAUUAUUAGAGUCCUGUUUUUAUGAAAUCAGUUACUAUCCCUCUUUUUUUAACUGUUUCUUAAAGCUGACAGUUGGAUGAAGAGACAACAAUUUUGCAUUCACAUUCCCAUUGAGUGCCUGCAGCUCAGAAGUUCAAAUCUUACUUAUCUUACCUGUGAUACAGUAAUGGGAGUGUGGACAGGUACUAAUUAAGCUCACCAGGUCAUGUAUACCUGUGGUCCAUUCUCUUGUAGCCUGUGACUGUAGCCAACAUUUGUAACCUCACCAGUGAUUGGUCUGUGGCUCAGUCAGCCUGUCUCCUGUGUAGCGUAGGUACUGGCCUCUCCACAUGAUGUUUGAUUUUUCUUUCAUGUUUCCCAUAAUUUGUGCAAUAUUUACUCUGCUUCUUGUUCAUUGGACUGAAGAAUAAUAGUUGAUGAUGAAUAUGCUAAAACAAAUUUAUAAUUUACAAAGAAUAAUUUAGAUAAUUAGAGUUGAAGUGAUGGACAGAAAGAAAUCAAGCAAGUGUUGUACAGAAAAAGGGAGAUGCAAGGAAGAGAAAUGAAGCCUGUCAUAGUGUAGGGCAUUGGUGGUGCCUGUGAUAAGUGGAGGCAGGGUGACUGAGCCAUGGACCAGUCUGUGAUGAGGUUACAAAAGUACUGGCUUUGGCUUCAGUUGCAAGGUAUGAGUGAAUGGACUGCAGUUCUCAUUGUAAUGAAUGAACAAACUUGCAUUUAUAAUUAAUUAUAUGGAUGAAUCUAAUUCUUUUUAAAUCAUUAAGAUAGAUUAAGUACUGGGCAGAAUGCCAUAUUUUUACUUAUUUAAUGAUUAAGAAGCUUAUUCUUCAUUUUUAUAACUCAGAUCUGCAUCAUCACAUCUUGUCUCUUCCUUUGCUACAUUUCUCUUUAUGCUUUCUUUUUAAUUUCCUGAAAAGAAUUUUGAAUGGUGUGACACACAGCCUGUCAUCUCAACAAGUUUAGUUGCUGCCAUCUCCUGUGCUGUAAAUAUUUCACAUUUCUUCCUACUGCUGCUCCUUUCAUUAUAUCAGAAUUUUAUUAGAUUUUUAUUUUAAUGGUAUGACCUUCACAAUCUUUUAUCUUUCCAAUCUUUCUUCAUUCCUUCUUGACGCAUUUAGUUUGGACUGGAUGUGGUCAAGAUAAUUGAUUAACAAAGGUGAAUUAUACUCAUAAGUGUGACUUUUAGUAUUAAUAUUACAUUGGCUAGGAGGUUGGUGGCUCGGCCUCCCUAAUGCUAAGUAUGCUCACUGUCUGAGGCACGUCAUUAUGUAAUAGUGAAUUGUCACUGCCAAGAUAUUAGGAGGGAAUUUUAAUUGAGCAGAUUAUAUUUUCAUCCAAGUAAAUAUAUAUUUCUAUGAUUUUUA